AUGGUAUUAAACGUUCAAAAAGACUCCUUAGUUACACUCAAUGAUGGCAACAAAAUCCCAGUUUCUGGGUUUGGCUUAUACUUGACACCUCCAGACGAAACAUUCAAGUUAACUUAUGAAGCGCUAAAAGCAGGGUAUAGACAAAUUGAUAGUGCAAAGCUUUAUGAUAAUGAAAAAGAAUCUGCUGAAGGUAUUGCAAAGUUUUUAAAAGACUUCCCAAAUGUGAAGAGAUCCGAAAUUUUUUACACCACAAAAAUCUUCAAUGACGCUCAUGGUUACGAAGAAGGAAAGAAAGGUAUUCAAGAAUCUUUAGGAAGGGUUGCUCCAUAUAUUGAUUAUAUUGACUUGUUGUUGAUUCAUACUCCUAUAUCAAAUAAAGAGAAAAGAUUGGGUGCUUGGAAAGCCUUGCAAGAAGCUGUAGAAUCUGGAAAAGUCAAAUCUAUUGGUGUUUCAAAUUAUGGUACACAACAUCUUGAUGAACUAUACAAUUGGGAUGGUUUGAAAAUCAAACCUUCUAUCAAUCAAUUAGAGUUACAUCCAUGGCUACCAAGAAAGGAUUUGCAAGAAUAUGGUAAGAAACAUGGUUUUUACCUUCAAGCUUAUGCUCCAUUAACUCAAGGUCAAAAGUUUAAGGAUCCAGAUGUUGUUGCUAUUGCAGAAAAACAUGGUUAUACUGCACCAGAAGUCUUAUUGGCUUGGUCAUAUUAUCAAGGGUUUAUUCCAAUCGCCAAAACUGCAACUGUCGGGAGAAUUGAAGGCAAUUAUACCACUUUGGAUAGAGUCAAAUUAGACGAUGAGGAUUUGAAAAAAUUAGAUAAACCUGAAAGUUAUGAAUCAUUGACUUAUUGGGAUCCAACCCUUUACAAGGAUGAUGAAAUAAAUGAAUCAAAAUGGAAAAUUUGA
Molecule: messenger RNA, 903 nt
Organism: Hansenula ciferrii
Lineage: Eukaryota; Fungi; Ascomycota; Saccharomycetes; Phaffomycetales; Wickerhamomycetaceae
Product: aldo/keto reductase
Exons: 1
Coding region: 1-903 (300 amino acids)
Molecular function (GO): oxidoreductase activity
Source: RefSeq, a predicted model, not a curated record